Papilio polytes (common Mormon) is the source of this 835-nucleotide messenger RNA. RefSeq names its product molybdopterin synthase catalytic subunit 2 (gene Mocs2B). The record is from RefSeq and is a predicted model, not a curated record. The annotation marks the transcript as partial. Gene Ontology annotation, biological process: Mo-molybdopterin cofactor biosynthetic process. Lineage: Eukaryota; Metazoa; Arthropoda; Insecta; Lepidoptera; Papilionidae. Gene Ontology annotation, cellular component: cytosol. Gene Ontology annotation, molecular function: molybdopterin synthase activity. The transcript is spliced from 5 exons.
AGAUCAAACAGGAAGAUCGAAUUGCAGUGAUACCACCAUUGAGUGGGGGCUAAGCCGCUUGUCAUAUGGUACCUUAGUUAUAAAUAUGGAUCACUUAAAAUUGACAGAGGACAAGUUGUCGGUGGAGGCUAUUAGUGAGCUGGUAGGGGACAGCAGCUGCGGAGCCAUUUCUGUCUUCAUUGGCACAACUAGAGACAACUUUGAAGGAAAAAAGGUGGUGAAGUUGGAGUAUGAAGCGUAUGAGGCGAUGGCCCUGAAGGCAUUUAAAGACAUUUGCAAUGAGCUGAGAGGCAGAUGGCCGGCUGUGCAUGGCAUUGCUAUUUACCACAGGCUGGGCGCGGUGGCGUGCGGCGAGGCGUCGCUGGUGGUGGCGGUGAGCAGCGCGCACCGCGGGCCGGCGCUGGCGGCCGCGGCGCACUGCCUGGAGCGGCUGAAGGCGAGCGCGCCCGUGUGGAAGCGCGAGCACUACGCCGGCGACCUCGCGCCGCACUGGAAGGAGAACCCCGAAUGUUCACCAACACUGCCACCUCACAGAUCACCAUCUCCAUCACCUCCUCGUUCGCCGGACAACACGACCGACACAAACUUGAUUCAGAUAAAUGUCUCCAACGAGGAGCUGCAGCAGCGCAUACAGAACUUUAUAGAGCGGAAGCGCGCGCAAGUGGACCUCAGCAACAUCGUGGACUUCAUCCCCGGCUGCGGCGAGAGCGAUGCGCAGGCGCAGGACGCCGACACGUGCGCUCGGGUGCGAACGCAGUUCGUUAAGCGCUCCGACUCCAAGGGUCACUUGAAAAUUCGCAGAGUGCACAACGAGUGGGGCCCGCAGGUGUCGUGC